ACCAAAAAGAAAAAAAAAAAAAAAUUUACAAAUCGGUGUACCACCAGUGAUCAAAUUUUCAUACUCCAGAUUGUAAAAGAAAAUGGAGCAGCAAGAUGAAGAGGAAGAGCAGCUAUCAGAAGAAGGUUCAAGAGAAUGGGAGCCAAUUCACUACCUUCAUCAUCCUCCUCCUCUUCUCCACUCAUCAUCAAAUACCCUCCAUCGAUCACUCUCAGAUUCUCAAACCCAAUUCAGAGAAUGGUCAAUGGUAGCUUUCAGAGACGCCCACUUCGACUCCAAUCACGAUCAUUCCAUCGUCUUCCCUCCGAUCAACCACGAAGGCCUCCACAUAACUUCCUCACCCUCCGAUGAUCAACACCAAGACCUUAAACCAUCAAAUUCACCGCCAGAUGAUAAUGGGUUGGUCCCACUAUCGCCGCCGCAGACGGCGGGGGUCGGCGGUGAGGCUGUGGCGAGGUGGGUGGGUUUUGGGUUUGAGCUCUUGCGGUCUAAGGUUUCGGGAAUUGCGUCCUCAGUCCGAAAUUUUGUUGGUUUUGGAGGGACAAAUUGGUCAUAUAGUUUAGGGGCAAAUAGGUCAUUUAGUUCUACCAUCGGAGUGGCUGCGGCGCUGCUGGUUUGGUGCUUAUUGGUGGCGGUCCGGCGGCGGAGACGGCGUGUGUUGGUUCGGAAAGAGAGUAGGGAUCAUUUGAUUCUUCUUAUUAAGGAGAAAGAUGAGAAAAUUAAUCACCUCUUGCAACAAAUUGCCCAAAUGAAUCAAGUACUGCUAUCCCUUCAUAGAGAUUCUUUGUCUGGAACUGGUGGAUCAACCAAGUAAGAAGCAAGUUUGCUGUCAUGGUUUGGUUUUAAUAAUCCUUCAAUUUUUUUUGCUCCUACUCUGAAACUAUGUGUUGUUUUAGAUGUGAGCAUGCUAUUUAUUUACCUUAGCAAAAUUUAUCAUGUAGAAUUGCAGUAGUUGAAUUCUUCGGAUAUUUUUUUUUCAACACUUUUUCAUGUUUUUGUACCUUGAAAAUAUCCGAAGAAUUGCUUGUUGAAAAACUUUCAUGAUCUGUUUCAUGGAAAAUUUUUAAAGUAUUUGCCGGACCUUCAGUUUACCAAAUAGAUCAUGUCCAUGUAAAGUAGGUUUUCUAGAGAAAAUACCUUUUGUCCAGAUGGUGCUUUAUUGAAAGGUUUUUUUGUAUUU
Messenger RNA from Camellia sinensis, 1180 nucleotides. RefSeq lists its product as uncharacterized. Lineage: Eukaryota; Viridiplantae; Streptophyta; Magnoliopsida; Ericales; Theaceae. The record is from RefSeq and is a predicted model, not a curated record.